AUGAAGAAACUGGGGAUAAUCAUUGUAAUGGCGGUGGCUGCAGCGGCCUUCAAAGAUGGCAGGCUAUCGCCGCUAGAAGACUUCCCGCCGUAUCAAGGAAUCCGCCAGCAUCCGCCAUUCCACGAGCAGCAUCAGCCAUUUCGAGAGCAACCGUUCAAAACGCAAUCGUAUCAAUCGUUCCGACAACGGCCCUAUCGACAAGACAUGUCGUCUUACAGCGAGCAGCCAACGUUCAGAGACUACCCGACUUCAAAGAGUCGACCGUUUUACGCAGACGGGCCGUCGUCCUAUAGAGACACGCCGGACAUGAAGAACCAGCCGCCAUUUUAUUUAGACGGACCUCCAUUCGCGGGUCAGCAGUACAGAGAACCGACAGGUUUCAGGGAAACUUUGCAGGACGACCCGAUGCCCAGCAAGUAUCCUUAUCAGAGGGAAUCGUUCCCGAACGACUUCCGGUUCUCCGAUUUAUACAAAGAGCAAGAACAACCGGGGCCGCAAUCUUUUGGCAGGGAUUCGGAGUACCUGAAGCACGGGAACCACGGACUGGGGUAUGUGUCCGUGCCGCCGGUUUCUCCAUACGAGAACGCUCUUCCGUUGAAUGACGAUUCAUCCAGCACGAUGGCGCCGACGACUGCUACGACGACCACCCAGAAUCCCUCGCAGCUCUCGACCGCCGCCGAGAACGCUCAGGCUAUCACGCAGCUUCACACGUCCCCGACUUCCGCGCCGAUUACGGCUUCGCACUCUGCGACAAUGUCGAGCGUGAAAUUCGAUACGCUGGCUGACGUCGCAGCCAGCAGCACCUCCGCAACGACGAUCUCCACGAUACCAGCGGCAUCGGUCACCUCGAAGCAAUCUUCGAACUUGACUCUACCGCCGACAGCGGCCAGCUUACCUGUCGUGGCCACGGAAUCUCCAAUCAUAUCCUUCGGCAGACACACACUUUCCCCAGCCGAGUACCAAUCAGCGAAGUUCACGGUCCCCGGCUCCUAUUACGUCACCAGCGGGAUGAAGAACAAGUUGCAACAUUCGUUCCUCAAUUAUCUGCUGGGACAGCAAGGAAAGACCACGCUGAAAAGCGGCGACCACAACCCGUUACUGAACUACGCGGCCCUCCCGGGCAUGGUGAACAACAGUUUGAACAGGAUCCAGAGCCCGGCGUUGAACUACGUGCUCCCGGACGAGCCGAAGUCCGCGUUAAAGGACAACUUGCAGAGUUCCCUGCUGAACUAUCUGCUGCAACAGGACUCGGGCCGCGGCCUGUCCAUUCAAGAAUCUUCGCUGCCCGAAACUGUGAGUUACUUGCCAGUGAGUAACACGCUGCCCGAGAGACCGAAGCUCUCGCUGCCAGCCAGCAUCCCGAUGACGACAUUGUCAACGGUUUCCCGGCCGCUGCAGUCUAUAAAUUACGUUCCCACGACGAUACCCAGGCUCUCCGCCUUCAUGACACAAGACUCGCCGACGUCGACCACUCUUCCCUUAGCUUCGUCUCUGGGCGUUUUCGGUGCGGGCGCAGCGUUGCCGUCGAACUUGGGGACGAGUAUCCCGGAAAGUCAGUCCACGAGUAUAUUCAACAGUUAUCCUGGAGGGCUGAGCGGCGGCAUAUCUGCGGGCAUACCUGGCAGUAUGUCAGCGGCCCUUCCCGGCAGCCUGCCCACUUUGAACUUAGGCCAGAAUUUCCAACAUGUAGGCCAGCUGCGUCAAUUUGGAGCGGCAAGUAGUCAGCCGCUCUCCUACUCUACAGGAUUGCAGCUGCAGCUCGGUGGCUACGGCGGGAUAGAUUACGCCUUACGGUCGAGUAAUCCUGCCCCACGGCCGCUGGAGCUCGGGAUCGCGAAGGUGGGCUUAAGUUUGCCGGAAUUACCGCGACACCAGCUUCCCACGUUCUCCAAGAUGAGUCUGGAACAUCCUAUGUGGUAG
Molecule: messenger RNA, 1920 nt
Organism: Nomia melanderi (Alkali bee)
Lineage: Eukaryota; Metazoa; Arthropoda; Insecta; Hymenoptera; Halictidae
Source: RefSeq, a predicted model, not a curated record